Molecule: messenger RNA, 714 nt
Organism: Plasmodium inui San Antonio 1
Lineage: Eukaryota; Apicomplexa; Aconoidasida; Haemosporida; Plasmodiidae
Exons: 1
Coding region: 1-714 (237 amino acids)
Source: RefSeq, a predicted model, not a curated record
AUGAGCCAGGGCAAACAACCCCCGAAAAAAAUAAUGGAAGCAAGGAACCGUCAGAAGAAAAGAAAAUCGGGAUUAAAACAAAAAGAGAAAAUUAACGACGCCUUCCUGGAGGAGAGAUCCCAUAGCGGACAUACUCAGACUCUCGAAACCACACCUACAGCAGGACCUAUAUCAAGGCAAGGAAAAACGAGGAACGCAGCCCCAGAAGCCGUUUCUAACGGAAGAGGCGGGCGGAAAGAAGCCGUAAGUCUAAGAAUGUUCAGAGGAAGUUUCUCUAAGACUCCAAACCCCAAAACCAGCUCCAACUCCACACGGAACACAAGUACCAAGAGUACGAAGACGCAAAGAAGAAGGGAUCCCCAUCUAAGCCCCCAAAGUUCCUUAGUCUCCACUGAAGAACAACUCAUCUCAAAAGCAACAUUAGCCAACGAGGCAGGAACUCACGGCAACCCAGAGCAGAGCGAAAGGACAAAGGCAAUCUCGGGGCAGGAGUAUAGGAUAAGCCGUAGGCUUUUCCAGCAUAUCGGGGGCACGAAAAACCGAGGCCGAGCUGAGGACUCCAAAGGGAAAAAGUUGGGAAACUCCCGACAGAAGUACAGAAAACACAGGAGUAAACGGCAACUCCAACCGAACCAACACCACCCCCAAACCGUGAUCUCGAGAGAUAGAGAGACCGACGGUAUAUUAGAGCAAAGAUCUCGGAACCCCAGCUGA